This is a messenger RNA of Epinephelus lanceolatus (giant grouper), 1829 nucleotides long. RefSeq names its product GATA binding protein 1a (gene gata1a). Gene Ontology annotation, molecular function: zinc ion binding; DNA-binding transcription factor activity, RNA polymerase II-specific; RNA polymerase II cis-regulatory region sequence-specific DNA binding. NCBI's taxonomy places the organism in Eukaryota, Metazoa, Chordata, Actinopteri, Perciformes, Serranidae. Gene Ontology annotation, biological process: cell fate commitment; negative regulation of transcription by RNA polymerase II; positive regulation of transcription by RNA polymerase II. Gene Ontology annotation, cellular component: nucleus. The record is from RefSeq and is a predicted model, not a curated record.
UGGAGAAGUUGUUCUUGUAGCCAUCAGCCUACAGUGAGCUAGACGGUCGAGCUGUUCCACCUUCCACCUGGCCCCAUACGUUUAACCCUGCGUCCUGCUGUACCGCUCACCUUACUCGUCUGUGACAUCCACUCAGGUUGAGGUUUAUUCUGUCAGCAUGGAGGAUUCAUCAGAGCAGUCCCAGUGGGUGUCUCCAGCCCUGCUCAGCUCAGACCCUCUGGCCAGUUUCUCCUCUGAUUCUGGCCUGCUGCCUCCAGGAGAUGAUGGAGAGGCCUUCUUCUCCAGCCAGGACACAGACUACACCAACCUGCCCUCCUUCUUCACCAACCCGAGCCACAGCCGAGCACCACCCACCUACAGACACAGCUCGGUUCGACAGGUCUACACCUCACCGAGCCUCCUCAGCAACCUCCAGCUGCUGGACGGGCCUGGCAGCCACCUGAGCUCACCCUACAACCCCCCUGCCUCCACCUGGAGCGGCAGCCCCCUCACCAAGACCCCACUGCACUCACACACCUCGACCUCCCUCUAUACCCCCAGCGUCACCUCCACCUUCACCACCUCCAGGGAUGGAUACUUGUCUCCAAGCAGAGAGGGCAGGGAGAGCCCCCGGCUUCAGGAGGCCCUGAAAGCCGAGCGCCUGAGCCCACUGGGAGGGUUGGGAGCCAGCAGCAGUUUUCUGAAUCUGACUCCUGCUGCUGGAAGUGUGUACACUCCAUCGUCCCACUCCCAUCCCCACAUGUUGAGCCCCUACAGCUCAUACAUGACAGGCCCACAAGACUACAACUCUACUGCCCUCUACAACAGCCCUGGAGCGUGGAUCAGCCCCUCAUACUCCCCUAAACUCCGCAAUAAGAUGAGGAUAUCCACUCCAGAGGCCAGAGAGUGUGUUAACUGCGGAGCCACAGCUACCCCUCUGUGGCGUCGUGAUGGUACAGGCCACUACCUGUGUAACGCCUGUGGACUGUACCACAAGAUGAACGGCCAGAACAGACCACUAAUCCGACCCAAGAAGAGACUGAUUGUCAGCAAGCGGGCAGGCACACUGUGUGCCAACUGCCACACAAGCAUAACAACACUGUGGAGACGCAACGCCAAUGGAGAGCCUGUGUGUAAUGCUUGUGGACUCUACUUUAAACUGCACAAUGUCAACCGGCCUCUUACCAUGAAGAAGGACUGCAUCCAAACGCGCAACAGGAAAGUGUCCAACAAGAACAAAAAGAGCAAGAAGGCCGCCAUGUUUGAGCAGUACUCUGAGCCGAUGCCUCAGGCUCCCUCUCUGGAUGACAACUGCGGGUCAUUUUCCCUCGGCCCCGGGACUCUCCUCACCUACAGCCACACACCACAUCUCAUCCCAGCACCAUCAUCCCUGCAUCCCUCCGCCUCCUUACAAUACACACACCACCUCAACACUGGCAUGAUGCCCACGCUGGUCUGAAGUGAAGAAACAGGCAGCUGCAAGCUGUACAGGUUUCGGAGUCAGCACGCUUGGUUGCCAGCUAUGUGUGUGAAUUUGUAUAUAUGUGUUUCUACACUGGAUGACUCAUGUUUUCUGUUCAUUUUAACUGUAUUUUAGUAGAUAUUAUCAAGUCAGAUAAAAUCACUCUAUUGAGGUUGUUGCACAUGUAAACACACUGAUAAGAGAAUUGUUUUAGUUGUAAAUACAAACACAAAGCAGGAUUCGGCUGCCUCAGUCUUCAUCCCUUUUCAGUUAUUCAUAAUGUGAAAUCAUACUUUGGUGUUGUGUUACACGGGUCUGUUUUGUAUUUGCAAAGUUCCUGUUACCAUAUUGAAACUCUACUGGGGAAAUAAUAAAAUGUGUGACUUAU